Molecule: messenger RNA, 3258 nt
Organism: Eremothecium gossypii ATCC 10895
Lineage: Eukaryota; Fungi; Ascomycota; Saccharomycetes; Saccharomycetales; Saccharomycetaceae
Exons: 1
Coding region: 1-3258 (1085 amino acids)
Biological process (GO): oligosaccharide metabolic process; protein N-linked glycosylation
Cellular component (GO): endoplasmic reticulum membrane
Molecular function (GO): Glc3Man9GlcNAc2 oligosaccharide glucosidase activity
Source: RefSeq, marked provisional
AUGUCACGUGUGGAUACCAGCGACCUGGUAGGCGUUACGGUGGAGGAGCAGCGGCUGGCGGAAAACCGGCAGCAGAGCAAGUACUGGCUGAAGUGGGGGCCGUAUCUGUCGGAGCGGAGCUGGGCGACGGUGCGGGAGGACUACUCGUUUGACGGCGACGCGUGGCGGCACUUCCCGUUCGAGCAGGCGAAUGCGCGGGUCUUCCGGUGGGGCGAGGACGGGAUCUUCGGCGUGAGCGACAACCGGCAGCUGGUGUGCCUGAACGUGGGGAUGUGGAACGGGCGUGACGAGCUGCUCAAGGAGCGGAUGUUCGGGCUGACCGGGCCGCAGGGCAACCACGGGGAGGACUGCAAGGAGCUGUACUACUACCUGGACAACCUUCCGAGCCAUGCGUACAUGAAGGCGCUGUACAAGUACCCGUUCAAGCGGGCGUUCCCGUACCAGGAGCUUAUUGCGGGCAACGACGCGCGCGGGUACGCGGAGCGCGAGCUCGAGGUGUACGAGCUUGACGGGCUGUACCGCGAGGCGGCGACAGGCGACACGCCGUACUACGAUGUGGUGUUCGAGAUGGCCAAGGGAGACGAGAACCCGGACGACCUGAACUUCCGGAUCACGGUGCACAAUCGUUCGAAAACCGAGACCGGCGAACUGUACUUGAUGCCGCAGGUGUUCUUCCGAAACACGUGGGCCUGGAACACCAAGGGCGAGGAGUCUGCCAAGCCUCGGCUGCACCAAUCACAUCGCAACGUGGUGACAAUUGAGCACGCGAAGUACGGAACCCGGAGGGCUAUCUUUGCCCCCUCUCCGGGCUGGUUUGACUCCAAAGACUCAGAGGAUAUUGAGCCCGAGUUGCUAUUCACGGAGAACGAGUCGAACCUCAGAAAGCUGUUCAACGAGCCAUCCAAUCCGGCCCCCUACACGAAGGACGCAUUCGACGAGUAUGUUGUCCAUGGUAACACGGGGGCGGUGAAUCCCGCGCGCGAAGGCACCAAAGCCGCCGCACUUUACCACUUCCCGAAAAUCCCUCCCAAUGACUAUGUGACGGUGCGGUACAAGUUUACGGACGAAUGGUUGCCUAGAUAUAACGAGGAGUUGGUCAUUGACGAGGAGGCACACGAUGCUGUGUUUGACCGACGUGAACAGGAAGCAGAAAACUUCUACUGGCGUAUCUCCCCCGUGCCUAUACCCCCCGAGCUGCGCAAAAUACAGCGGCAGGCGUUUGCCGGAUUGCUGUGGUCGAAACAAUUCUACCAUUUUAUUCAUGAGCAGUGGUACGAAGGAGAUCCGCUGGUAAAACCCCGCCCUCCUCAGGACAGGGCGAACGGCCGCAAUAAGCAAUGGAAACACAUGUAUACGGAUGAUAUCCUAUCCUUGCCGGACAAGUGGGAGUAUCCGUUUUUCGCCUCGUGGGAUACAGCAUUCCAUUGUACACCAUUGGCGAUGAUUGACCCCGAUUUUGCCAAGCGCCAGCUUGAUCUCUUGACGCGCGAAUGGUACAUGCAUCCAAAUGGGCAAAUACCCGCCUACGAGUGGAAUUUCAGCGAUGUGAAUCCCCCCGUUCACGCAUGGGCUGUCUACCGUGUAUUCAAGAUUGAAAGAAACAUCUAUCAUCGUGAGGAUCGCCUGUUUUUGGAACGGGUGUUUCAAAAACUAUUGUUGAACUUCACUUGGUGGGUCAACAGGAAGGACUCUGAUGGUAAUAACGUCUUCGAAGGCGGGUUUUUGGGGCUGGAUAACAUUGGGGUCUUCAACCGUUCUGAGCCAUUGCCUACAGGAGGCAAGUUGGAGCAGGCCGACUCCACCGGUUGGAUGGCCUUUUUCAGCUUGCAGAUGUUGAAUAUAGCGUUGGAACUCGCAAAGGAAAACCCAGUCUACGAAGAUAUUGCCUCCAAGUUCUUUGAGCAUUUUAUCCUAAUUAGCGAUGCGAUGAGCUUUAGCUAUGGCAAGAGUUACAACGAGGGCGAGCCAGAAAAGUCUCAAGAGGGAUACCUAUGGAACGAUGAAGACAAGUUUUAUUACGAUGUUAUCUCAUGGGGAGGGCCUUUCAAGCAGCAACUCCCCAUUCGGUCGUUAGUCGGCUUAAUACCGCUAUACGCUAGUAUGACUCUUGAACCCGGUGUGCUUGAUAGAUUUAAAAGUUUUAAAAAGCGUGUGGAGUGGUUUAUAGAGCAUCGUCGUGACAUAUUUGACAGAAAUAUUGCAUCCAUGGAGAAAAGAGGUGUGGGUGAAAGGCUUCUACUCUCGCUUGUGAAUAAGGAGCGGUUAGAGGCUAUUCUACGGCGUAUGUUGGAUGAGACUGAGUUCCUUUCUGAUUAUGGGAUACGGUCUCUUUCGAAAUAUCACGAAGAACACCCCUUUGAGAUGGAAGUCGGUGGAAUGAAGUAUGUUGUUAAGUACUUGCCUGGCGAAUCUGAUUCUGGGAUGUUCGGAGGUAACUCCAAUUGGAGGGGACCAAUCUGGUUUCCUACCAAUUUUUUGUUGGUUGAAUCUCUUCAAAAGUUUUUCCUGUAUUACGGGUCAGAUUUCAAGGUUGAAUGUCCUACUGGCUCCGGAGAAUUCUUAAAUUUGGCACAAGUCGCCGAAGAAAUAUCACACAGGCUGAUUCAUCUAUUUGUGCCAGAUGCCAAUGGCCUGCGAGCAGCAUACUACGGGGACCAUGCAGAGUUCUUAUCCAAAGAUGAACACUUUAAAGACUUGAUCCCUUUUUUCGAAUACUUCGAUGGUGACACUGGUAGGGGCUUGGGCGCAUCACACCAGUGUGGCUGGACUUCGCUUGUUGCGAAGUGGAUACAUGAUGCCGGUGCUUCGUGUCUGAGACUACCAAGGACUCCGAGAUCUCACACCUCCAUUACAAACCUUGGUGAAGCGACGCCAACCGGGCACUCUCUUCUGCCCAAGCUCUCGCGCCGUAAAAGCGGCAGGUCCUUGAUCAAUCUGACAGGUACCCAUCUGGAACUAACAGAAGAGGAGAAAAUCUUGCACACUAUGGGAACCAUGAAUUCCAACUCGGCAACGACCGAGGAUUCUUACAAAGAUGGACAGACAGGUCUGUCCAGUCCCAAACUGGCAGCUGCCACUGGCAGCAACAGCGAACAUGGUUUAGAUGGUGCAGAUUCGGCUCAUAUGUCUCUAGAGGGUAUCCGCAUGCAUGCUCAAAGGGAGAAUAGCCUUAUCGCGCAGCUCAAGGAGCGGCUCAAGAACCUCACCGCCGCGGGCGAACUUUCUGCCGAUGAGGAGGAAGAACUUGAAACUCACUAG